This is a messenger RNA of Acanthochromis polyacanthus (spiny chromis), 4689 nucleotides long. It is a transcript of the gene exoc3l1, whose product is annotated as exocyst complex component 3-like 1. NCBI's taxonomy places the organism in Eukaryota, Metazoa, Chordata, Actinopteri, Pomacentridae. The transcript has 17 exons. Gene Ontology annotation, cellular component: exocyst. Gene Ontology annotation, molecular function: SNARE binding. Gene Ontology annotation, biological process: exocyst localization; exocytosis. The coding region runs from base 1725 to 4070 and encodes 781 amino acids. The record is from RefSeq and is a predicted model, not a curated record.
GUUUAAAUGCUUGUUUAUUUCAUCUCCUGUGGGUGAAAGAAUGCAGCCGGAGCCGUUCUAUACGUACGGAGCCGGAGAGCGUCCGACAGGAAGGCAGCUCAGGUCAGGAAUGUCAUGCAGGAAAUGGUCUAGAAUUAGACUUCCUGAUCGUCCCCAUAGCUCCGCUGGGUGGAGGCGCUGCUGGGUGUUACGGAGCUCAAGGUGAUGACAACGGCGAGGAGAGGGGAGGGUUGGGGAGCGCUUGGUUCUGCUGUCGGGACGCCCCCACAGCUGUGUCAGCAGCUGGAUGGCGCUGGUACCGACCAAGGCUUUAGUUAUAGUGAAGUUAAUGCAAACGGACACCCGGUGGUUUCUGCAGAUGUGUGGAUAUUAAUCGUCUGAAUUCCAAGCCGGUUUUCUGCUCCUGCCGCAUUAUUUUUCCUUCUUUGUGGGUUCAUUUUUCAUUGCAAUAUAAAAUCCUGCACCUCUAUGGAAACAGAUUGAAGGAGAGAGAACUCAGAAAUUUUAAAAAAAAGAGAUAAAUGAGGAAUAAAAUAGAAUUUCUUUGAUUAUACACUGCCUGCAGUUCAGCCCUAAAGUCCCAGCUAAGUCACUUUUUUUUCGGAUUCUGGUCAAAGAAGUGAAAUCCUAGCAAAAGUAGGAUUGUGUGGAUUUUUUACUGCUGUUACAACUCGGCUCUAAAGCUGCAACCAAGCCAACAAGGUGCACUAAAGACUAUAAACCGAACCAGAACCAGGCUGCUGGAGCUCCAGAAGGAAGCAGCUCCUGUCAGAGAGGGCCAGAUGCGAGAAGUGAGGGAGCUUUUAUGCAGUCUGAGCCACUUGAUCCCAGGUGUGGCUCAAUCAGCAAAUGACCCUCAGCUCCUGAACAGGCUCACCUGGUGUCCAAGUGGAGGGCUGUCACACUGCUGACAAAAGUUGUAAAAAAACCUGGAAUUGGUGUUAGAAUUGUAGAAGUGUUUGGGCAGAAAAACAACAACUUCAAGCAGUUAAUUUGCUCCCAUGUUGUUGAUCACAAGUGAUGAUCUGAUGAUGGAUUUUAAAAUGCUUGGAGCUGUACAGAAGGAAGGACGAUUCUCUGGAUCAUUUCUUAUUAACAGAUACCUGAGUUAUCACAGCAUGCACUGGGAUCGAUAACUGCAGAAUCUCACCAUGGCUCAAACCAAAACCUGAAGGAAAUAUCCUCUAUUUAUGUCUUCUUUUUGUCUUUAUUUUAUAAGUUGUUGACGUUUGUGAGUGCAGUUGACGUUUGUAGCUCUGCAGCAGCCGGAGGAGGAAACACUCGACUGCAGUGGUCCUGGCUGUCAGAGUGACGAGACUGAAGACCAGCGGGUCGGCGGCCUUGUUGUCCUUAUCGAUGUGGUUCCACCCUGACAGAAAUACACUCCAACCAACAUCCUGGUUCCCUUAAACCCGACUCCCUACAUGGCCAAGGAGGAAGCUGCUCCUGUUGGCAACAAGCAAGAGGCGAACCCGAGGAGACCGGCCGUAACUGGUUUCCUCUACGAGCCACUCCGAGGCUCCCAGGAGGUCUGAAGGGGGAACACCGGGUCCACUCCCCUUCCCUCACCCCCUCAUGCCACUAUCUGGACUCCUUUCCUGGUCCCCUCCCCUCGUACCGGCUCCAUGCUGCCUUCAGGGCCUGCGGGACGUUCUGGAAGUGCCAGACAGAAAAACUGAGCCUCUCGGGGAACAGGACUCUCGUGGGCCGAAUCCUGAACUUCAAUGUCAGCUGGGGAUCAGAAGAAUGGUGGUGACAAACCAGAAGGUCCAGUACCGGCGGCGGACGUUUGGCCGGAGGUGGAGCGAGCCGAGCGUCUGGCCCGAGGCGCCGCCCUGAAGUGGGCGUCGGGUGUUUUCUGUCGACCCGAACAUCUGGAGAGGCUGAGCCAGUACCGGAAGAGGGAGAGUCAGAGGACGACGUCGAUCCACACCAGACUGAAGUCCAUGGUCCAGUCCUACCUGGAGGGGGUCGGCUGGGGUCUGGAGCAGCUCCGGGAGGCUCGGUCCGAACUCAACCAGGUCUCUCAGGCCUUGAAGAAAGCAGGACUGGAGUCGGACCAGAACUUGGAGGGACUGAAAUCUCUGGAGAGGCUGAGGGAAGUUUCAGUCCAACACCGACAGCUGGUGGCCGCCGUCAGCAACCUGCCCAGACUCUACUCAGUUCGUAGCCUGGUUCUGGAGACGCAGCGUCUGGUGGAGUCCCGGCGGCUGCUGGAGGCCCACGCCCGCCUCAUGGACCUGGAGCACUGGCAGGACGACAUCCUGUGGCAGCUUCACGGAGCCGCCAGCUCCACGGGAAGCAAACUGAGUCCAGAAGAUCAGCAGCUGGUCGACAAAUACUUCUCUGGAGUCGGACAGCUGGUGGACGCUCUGGCCAAGGAGCUGUGGGCCGUGGUCAGCAGCUCUCUGGCUUUGGCCCGUCAGAACCCGACGCCGUUUGUUUCGGCCGUCAGGAUCGUGGAGCGAGAAGAAGCUCUGGACCGAGUUCUGCUGGAGGAGAGAUCCGGAACCAACGGACGGCCGCUGCCUCCUGGACGGCCUCGAUGCUGGAGGACCAGUUUCUUCCAGGUCCUGGAGGAGGCGGUGUCGGCUCGGUUCCGGAGCGUCUCCUACCUUCACACCAGAGGUCCAGGUCUGGCCGGUCACCUGUCGGCGCUGCAGCACGGCAUCAUGGCCGACCUGGCGACGGUGCGCCACCUGCUGGAGCACUGUGUUCCUCCACAUUAUCACCUGACCGGAGCCUACCUGAGGGCCAGUCACCGCUGUCUGCACACACACCUGGCUCAGGUGAGCAGCUGGGAUCUGGAAAGUGGAGAAAUCUUUGCUGUUCUUAACUGGGUGCUGCACAUUUACAACAGCCCAGACAUGAUGGGUCACCCAGAGCUGGUGGCUGAGAUGGAGAGAGAAGAUCUGGGACCUUUAAUCUCCAGCGAAGGACUCGAGCUUCUGCAGAACAAAUACGUCCAGAGCGUUCGGAAAAGUGUGUCUGAAUGGAUGCAUAAAGCUCUGCAGGUGGAGCUGCAGGACUGGCAGCGAGAUCAGGAGCCGGAUACCGACCACGAAGGUUUCUACCAAACCAGCCUGCCGACCAUCAUCACACAGAUGCUAGAGGAGAAUGCCCGGGUGGCCCUGAUGAUUGGCGCGUCUCUGAGAGAUCAGACGAUCCAGAUGGGAUUGUACGAGAUGGAAAACCUCCUGAACAGGUUUCGGGAAGCUCUGGUGGACUUUGGGAAGGAGCAUCGCAGGGAUCCGAACAACAGCAAAAGCAAGUUCUACCUCCACUAUCUGCUGGCCUCCAUCAGCAACUGCAUCAUCCUCAAAAAGUCCACAGAGAGCCUCCAGCAGCAGCAGUCGUCCCGGUCGGCCGGUCGGUUCUCCAGAACUCCUCCCAACCCUCUGGCGGCUCUGGACCGGGCGGUUCGUCGGGCCUGUCGCCUGGUCAUGGAUCAGCUGCUGCUGGAGCUCCAGCCUUUCCUGCCCGGCCUGCUGACCCGACCCUGGCUGGUCCAGGGAGACCCAACACCCAAACUCUGCCGGGUUCUGGAGCAUCACCUGGAGCUGUACGGGAGAGUCCGACUGCCAUGUCGACAGCGUCUGCAGGAAGAAGCUCAGUGGCUCACGGUGGUCGAAUACGUUCGAGCUCUGAUGCAGAAAAGGUUGGUGUGUCGCAGCGCCGACGAGAGGAAGCAGCUGGCUCAGCAGAUAUUACAGGACGACCAGCUGUUCAGGGAAAUCUUCCACAGUCUGGAAGCUGAAGGUUCGGUUCCUGAGGUGAAUCCUUUGGCUUUGCUUCCCGUCAUCGCCGACUUCAUCCGACUCAAAGACCCAAACAUGUUGACGCUGGAGGUGUCCGGACUGGCAGCAAAAUAUCCUGACAUCAGUGAGGAACACGUCUCGGUCCUGCUGGACGUCCGUGGAGACGUCUCCAGAGACGUCCGAGGGUCGGUCCUGGACCUCCUGGAGCAGAGCGCCCCCCCUCUGCCGGCCGGGUACCGACCCAUCUUCAGCGACAUCCUGGUUCCUCCGUCCACCAUGGCCUUCUGCCUGCCCACCGCCAAGUGUGCUUAGAGCCGUUCACUGUAGACGUCAGGCUUCUGCUCAGGUUAUUGAUCCAGCCAUCGAUAGGUUUAUUGAUUGAUCUCUGUUCACCAGAGGCCAGUGACUUGCUGGUUCAGGUCUGAGGUUCUUUAUUGCUUUAAAUUAUCAUUUUUUUCCUCCAUCUUAACAGAUUUAAACAGCAAAAAAAAAACAGAAAUUCAUCACAUCUCUAAAACUAAAGUGAUUUUAUUUAACCCUUUAAACCUCAAAAAGUUUAAUUUUUGUCACAUUUCCCCUAAUUUUGGACAUUUAAGCCCCUCUAGAGCUUCUGAAAGUAUUUCCCUCUCACCUCAAAAGUGAAUUUGACACAUUUCAGGUAUUUAAUCUUCUUUUUUUGUAUUUUAUCUUCCAGCUGUUCUGAAGCCUUUAAACACUCUGUUAACCAUCUGGGUAAAAAAAUUAAAUCAAUUUCCAAACAGAUUAUAAAAGAUAAUAUCACAAAUUAGCACAUUUUCUAGUCAAUUUUGUCAUUUCUUGCAGUUUCUGGGUGUUUCUGUCUCAUUUUUACUCACUGUAGGUUCCUUUCUCUCAUCAUUUAAAGACCUGCAGCUCUAUGGAAACAGAAUGAACUCAGAAAUGUGUUUUUUUU